Molecule: messenger RNA, 1564 nt
Organism: Vigna umbellata (rice bean)
Lineage: Eukaryota; Viridiplantae; Streptophyta; Magnoliopsida; Fabales; Fabaceae
Product: actin-3
Source: RefSeq, a predicted model, not a curated record
CACCUUCCUUUUUUAAACCACAGGGCGGGUACCUCAGCCACACACAUACACAAAUUUCACAAACUUCGAAAAAACACGACACACUCUCAUACACACACGUUGUCGCACACACAUUCCUUCUUUUCGCAGCAACAAGCAUCCUCACCUUAAACGACAAUGGCCGAUGCCGAGGAUAUUCAACCUCUCGUUUGCGAUAAUGGAACCGGAAUGGUCAAGGCUGGUUUUGCCGGAGAUGAUGCUCCGAGGGCGGUGUUCCCUAGCAUUGUGGGGCGUCCACGUCACACUGGGGUGAUGGUUGGGAUGGGACAGAAGGAUGCGUAUGUUGGGGACGAGGCUCAAUCGAAGAGGGGUAUUUUGACUCUGAAAUACCCUAUUGAGCAUGGGAUUGUGAGUAAUUGGGACGACAUGGAGAAGAUCUGGCAUCACACUUUCUACAAUGAGCUUCGUGUGGCUCCUGAAGAACACCCUGUGCUUCUUACCGAGGCACCGCUUAAUCCUAAGGCUAAUCGUGAGAAAAUGACUCAGAUCAUGUUUGAGACCUUCAACACUCCUGCUAUGUAUGUCGCCAUCCAAGCUGUGCUUUCCCUUUAUGCUAGUGGCCGUACAACUGGUAUUGUUCUGGACUCCGGAGAUGGUGUCAGUCACACGGUUCCUAUUUACGAAGGCUAUGCCCUUCCGCAUGCAAUCUUGCGUUUGGACCUUGCAGGGCGUGAUCUCACUGAUGCCCUUAUGAAAAUCCUGACUGAGCGUGGUUACUCUUUCACCACAUCUGCAGAGCGGGAAAUUGUGAGGGACAUGAAGGAGAAACUGGCCUAUAUUGCUCUUGAUUACGAGCAGGAAUUGGAAACUGCCAAGACUAGCUCAGCCGUUGAAAAGAGCUAUGAGCUUCCUGAUGGGCAGGUGAUCACUAUUGGUGCUGAGCGAUUCCGGUGCCCUGAAGUUCUGUUCCAGCCAUCCAUGAUUGGGAUGGAAUCUCCUGGCAUCCACGAGACAACAUAUAACUCUAUCAUGAAGUGUGAUGUCGACAUUAGGAAGGAUCUAUAUGGUAACAUUGUCUUGAGUGGUGGUUCCACAAUGUUCCCAGGCAUUGCUGAUAGGAUGAGCAAGGAGAUUACAGCAUUGGCACCAAGUAGCAUGAAAAUUAAGGUUGUCGCACCACCAGAGAGGAAAUACAGUGUCUGGAUUGGAGGCUCCAUCUUGGCUUCCCUCAGCACCUUCCAACAGAUGUGGAUUGCGAAGGCUGAGUAUGAUGAAUCUGGACCAUCAAUCGUACACAGGAAAUGCUUCUAAGUUAUAAUCAUGGAGUAUGAAAGCUGGACCAGGGAAAUUACUAUUUAUACGAAUACUACAAAAAUACCAUCAAGUGGUUGAGGACUUGCAUUUCCUACUCUUUACCAUUCCUUUUAUCAUGUUUUUGUGUUUUCCUUUCUUUGAUAUGUUGAGAUAAGAGCAUGAAGGCUGGCAAGAUAUGUAAGAUUCAAAUUUUUCCCCGUUUUGUUGUAGUAGAAGAGAUGUGCAUUGUUACCGAUUUGGUUUGGUUGAAUCGACAAAUUCUUUUUAUGAA